AACAUGGGAAAGUGGGAAUUUGCCCAUACUGCCCGUCAUAAAUGCGCAACUUGAAAAUCGCAUUUUAGAACCAGAACGAAGGAUUACCCAUAUUAAAUUGGUAAAUCACGCGGAGUCGAUAUUCCGAUUUUCCAUCGAGUUCUCCCUCCAGGGCUUUCGAUUAUUUCUUUUAAUUUUCCUCCCCCGCCUACAUGACCAUCACCAUCCUCGAUGGUGGGAUGGCCACUACAUUAGAACGAACUUUUCACAAAGAUUUAUCCGGGUAUCUUUGGUCAGCUGCUUGCCUAAAAGAUUGCCCAGCAGCCAUCAAGGCAGUACACACCGCUCAUUUGGAUGCUGGUGCAGAAAUCAUCACCACGUGCACCUAUCAAGCUUCCUUCGAAGGUUUCCGACGGGCUGGAUAUACUGACAACGAGGCGGUGGAGUUGAUGCUGAGAGGCGUGGAAUUGGCCGACGAAGCAAGAAAAGAGUAUCAAGAAAACACCGGGAAAUCCAUCAAGGUAGCGUUGUCGCUUGGAUGUUACGGCGCUAUUCUUGCCAACGGCGCAGAGUAUUCUGGUGAUUAUGGUGACAUCUCUUUACAAUCGCUGGUGGAUUUCCAUAGACGUCGCUUGGAUGUAUUUUUUAAUGACGGUAUCCCAUACCGCGGCAUCGACUUCAUUUUAUUUGAAACUGUGCCGUCUUAUUUGGAAGCCCAAGCCAUCCAUCAGUUGCUGCGCGAAACGCCUUAUACCGUCCCAAGCAUGGUCUCGUUCUCAUGUAAUUCUUUACAUACGGUGUGCCACGGUGAACCCAUUGCUCAAUGCGUGGCGUUGUUUAACGACCUGAAUCAUGUUAGCGCGGUGGGAGUCAAUUGCACCAAACCAAGAUUUAUUACUUCACUGUUACAGGACAUUCACGGUGCAACUCAGAACAAAACGCUGCUAGUGUAUCCUGAUGGAGGUGAAGAGUGGGAUGCUGAAGCUCGUGCUUGGAAAGUUGAGACGAAAAUGGAUGCACAACAAUUUGGAUCCAUGUUCAAGUCUUGGAUUAAACAAUUCGGUUCAGAUUUCAUCAUUGGCGGUUGUUGUGGCACUACAGCCCACCAUAUUAGCUCAAUUAGCCAUCUUGUUGACCAAUAGACGCAUGUACGUAGGUAAUGUGAAAAACAAGCAAAUAAAAAGUCAGGUUUCUUUUUGGAUAUAGGGGUUUAUCCUCCGAGAUUGGGCAUUGUUUUCCUCUACCGGCGCACAUUUACAUCUUGUCCUGGGGAUCCAAGUAAUUGAUUCAACUGAAACAAUAGGAUGGAUCCGGCACUGGAUACGUUUAAAGAUUCGACAUUGGAUGCCAUGGGUAUGGAUACCCUUAGAACAUUA
This is a messenger RNA of Umbelopsis ramanniana AG, 1355 nucleotides long. RefSeq lists its product as uncharacterized. NCBI's taxonomy places the organism in Eukaryota, Fungi, Mucoromycota, Umbelopsidomycetes, Umbelopsidales, Umbelopsidaceae. The transcript has 5 exons. Gene Ontology annotation, biological process: S-methylmethionine cycle. The record is from RefSeq and is a predicted model, not a curated record. Bases 192 to 1121 code for a protein of 309 amino acids. Gene Ontology annotation, molecular function: zinc ion binding; S-adenosylmethionine-homocysteine S-methyltransferase activity.